GAGUCAUCUUGUGUUAGAUGUAAACCCAAACGUCCAUCAGAAGUGCAGCUUGACCGGCAGAAACGGGAUUGAAGGAUUCAGAUUGUUCACAGGACAAUAUGGAAUCUGCUGGACCUGCUUCUGUCCUGCUGUGGAUGCUGAUAUGGACCACUGACUGCGACACACAGCCUUUGGCAGAGGAAGUAGAACUUUUCAACUCUGGUAAAGAGACCAGCCUGCAAUGGAAGUCAGAACCGUUCAAACAGUGGAGAGAAAUCCCUCUACGGUUUGGUUCUGGAACUUCUGGGCCUGUUCUCCAGGCCUGUACAAACUCCGGACGGAGAUCAUACUUAAGCAACUGGAUGGAGCGCAGAGAUGCCCACCAUUUACUGAUAGAUAUUUCAGUUGCUCAGGAGGAAGAGUCCUCUGGUGAGCUCAGUCCACUGAAAGUUCAUCUUUUUGACACAGACAAUCCCGCCUCCAGAUUCCCAAACAGUCCGAGUGUCCUGGACCUUCAAAAUUCCAAACUGUUCUCUAGUUCCAUUGAUCAGGACUCCAUAUCCAAUUAUCUGAACCGCAGCGUGUCCCUGACCCUGGGUCCGGUCUCACGCAGAGGCUUCCAGCUCGGCUUCUCCUACGCAGGAGAGUGUGUGUUCAUCACUUCCAUCAGAGUGUAUUACAAAGUAUGCCCUGACGUCGUCUCCAACCUGACGUCGUUCCUGAGGACGGGGGCCGGCUCAGAGCCGGUGUGGGGUCACUGUGUGGCGGGCGCUGUGCAGUCGUCCUCUCCUGUCAGAGAGUGCGGCCUGGACGGAGUGUGGAGCUCACAGCAAGGCGGCUGCUCCUGUGGGCCAGGCCGGGAGGAGAGAGGCCACACAUGUGAAGCCUGCAGGAUGGGCUACUACAAACCCACCAAAGGGGGAGGACAAUGCCAACUGUGCCCACCAAACACCAGGACCCUCAGGGAGGGGUCAGAGAGCUGUGAGUGCCUGCAGGGAUUCAGCCGCCUGACCUCUGACCCCCAUGACCUUGGCUGCAGUAAGCCACCCUCUGCUCCUCUGAAUCUAACAGCCAAUCCUGUUAAUGACUCGGUGCUGGUCCUGACAUGGGAUGGGCCCCACGACCGGGGAGGCAGGACAGACAUAAAAUACCAAGUAAAGUGUGAAAAGGCAGCAGAGAUGGGCAGUCGGUGGGAGCCAUGUGGGAACCAGGUGCUUUUCCUGCCAGACUCUGAUGGACUGAACGACACAUCGGUCACCAUCCUGGGACUGAACCACCAGCGUGACUACAGACUGUCAGUGCAGGCCUGGAAUCACAUCUCCUCUCUGCAGCCAGCAUCACAUUCAUCCACUGCUACUGUCACCAUGCACAGAUGGAGGACUGUGGUAAUCACUGGGGCUCCUGCGUCAGACGGCUCAGCUGGUGGAGCCGCUCCGACUCCGACUCCGACGCUGACUCUGACUCCGGCUCCGAUUCCGGCUCCAGCCCACAAGUCACCCCUGUUCCGCUCCACAUGGCUCACAGUUGUGGUUUUACUCAGCACUGUGUUGCUGACAGCUGUGAUCUUUGUCACCAUGUACUUCUUACGCAAAAACUACACUAAGCUCAGGUCAGAACCGGAUCAUGAAUUGCAGCUUCUCCCAGGGAACGCUCACAUCUCCUACCAACCUCCACACAUUACAGAGACCGGAGCUCAGCUGCCUCACAAUCAGCAGGGAGUGGCCCAGCUGCUGGAGGGGCUUAGUGGACGUUUGUGGGACAGUCUGAAGGACGUCUUGGUGGAAAGAAACCAACUGACCCUGGGCAAGGAGCUGGGCAAAGGAGAGUUUGGGUCGGUCUAUGAGGGGAUCUUCACGGCGCAGGCUGGUGCUGACAUCAGAGUGGCUGUGAAAACCAUGAGAGUUGGAAUCCACAGCCAGAGGGACUUGGAGGAGUUUUUGAAAGAGGCUGAGAUAAUGAAGAACUUUGAUCAUGAAAACGUUGUCAGGCUGCUUGGUGUCACUCUAAAGAAGGAGGAGGAUUCUGCUGUUCCUGUUCCUCUGGUCAUCCUGCCUUAUAUGAAACACAGAGACCUGCGGCGCUUUCUCAUUGCUACACGCUACGGGGACAUUCCAAUGGUUGUUCCCUUCCAGACGCUCCUGCGAUUUAUGAUAGACAUCGCAGCGGGGAUGGACUACCUGAGCACAAAGGGAUUUCUGCAUAGGGACCUGGCUGCACGCAACUGCAUGCUGGGGGAUGAUCUUCGGGUCUGUGUGGCCGACUUUGGCCUCUCUAAGAAAAUCUACAGCAGCAAUUACUACCGUCAGACAGUCGCUGUCCGUGUGCCCAUCAAGUGGAUGGCCAUUGAGAGCCUGUCUGAGUCGGUCUACACAACCAAAAGUGAUGUGUGGUCAUUCGGAGUAACUAUGUGGGAGAUCGCAUCCCGAGGAAAGACUCCAUAUCCUGCUGUCCACAACUAUGAACUGCUGGACCUGCUGCUGUCAGGACACAGACUCAAACCACCUGCAGAGUGUGACGAGAAGCUCUACGAAAUCAUGAAGAGCUGCUGGGACUCAGAGCCGCGGCUGAGGCCAGACUUUAGGAGUCUGCUUGACAAACUAAAAGGUCUUCUGUCCGAGCUCCCGGUUCUGGAAGCCUGGGAGGAGGAAAGAUACAUCAACCAAGGAUUAGAUGCUGCAUCUGCUGCAGUAACUGAGGAUCCUCAGAUAGACUCUGGGGGAAGACAUGAGAAUCUUUACCUGUCUUCUCCUGUGGGUGCAGAAGGAUGUGGAGCAAUGCCACACUGAUCACAUCCAUCCAUUAUUCAGACUUAAAUACUGUGUUACUGUUCAGAUGUCUUUAAUCUGGUUUAGGAUCCGUAGGGACUGGAUCUCUAUUCUAACCUAGAAGCAGGAGACAGACUACCAGUCCAUAUAAGAGCAACAAGAGACAUACAUGACAAACAACCUUCAAAAAUCCUUAUUCUGAUAUAUUUGCUGAUUUCUAUUAUUUUUGCCAUAAUAUCACAAAAGGAAGCAGUGUGUGUGAGAUGUUGGUGCACCUGCAGUUAACUCAAAUGUGUUGAAUUAACCUAGAAGAUUAGAAAGUUAUGAUAUGAUUAUUUCAGUCUUCCCAAAUUGUUUUAAGGCAAUGUAAUCCUCUAGGUGAA
Messenger RNA from Poecilia latipinna (sailfin molly), 3127 nucleotides. RefSeq names its product tyrosine-protein kinase Mer. The coding region runs from base 99 to 2765 and encodes 888 amino acids. The record is from RefSeq and is a predicted model, not a curated record. The transcript has 15 exons. Gene Ontology annotation, cellular component: signaling receptor complex; plasma membrane. NCBI's taxonomy places the organism in Eukaryota, Metazoa, Chordata, Actinopteri, Cyprinodontiformes, Poeciliidae. Gene Ontology annotation, molecular function: ATP binding; ephrin receptor activity; protein binding. Gene Ontology annotation, biological process: platelet activation; positive regulation of kinase activity; phagocytosis.